UUGUUCUUAGGUGGUGUUUGGUCACUGCGUAACCUCUCCAUCACCGUUCCCCGAGCUGUUUUAUCGGGAGAAGGUCAAUCAGCGUUGCUUCGUUGCUCUUACGACCUGGAAGGUGCCGCCCUUUACUCUAUCCGGUGGUAUCGAGAUGAGUACGAGUUUUAUCGGUACGUGCCGCGAGAGUUACCGCCAACCAUGGUAUUCCCUUUACCAGGAGCUACGGUGGAUUUAACAAGAUCGGAUGAUCACCAAGUCUUCAUCGUGAAUUUGAACCGCAGACUUAGCGGAGUCUAUCUCUGUGAGGUAUCUGCAGACGCUCCGCUGUUCCACACAGACAUACGUUCAGCGCCACUUACAGUUGUUGAUAUGCCAUUCCACGCACCACGUCUGACGAUCUCUCGUAGAAUUUACGAAAGAAACGACGUACUUCAUGCAAACUGUUCAGUAGACGAAGCCUAUCCAGCACCAAAUAUCACUUGGGUACUUGACAAUCAAAAGGUCAGUAAAUUUGUUAAACACAAGUGGGAUUUUACUGUAGUUUUCGACACCAGUUUGCUUACCAUUAAGACCGUAGUUAUUGAAUAUUCAAGUUCUUUACCUUUUCACAGAUAG
Parnassius mnemosyne (clouded apollo) is the source of this 609-nucleotide messenger RNA. The record is from the annotation of a GenBank genome assembly. NCBI's taxonomy places the organism in Eukaryota, Metazoa, Arthropoda, Insecta, Lepidoptera, Papilionidae.